This is a messenger RNA of Williopsis jadinii, 1449 nucleotides long. Its product is annotated as ammonium transporter. The transcript has 2 exons. Gene Ontology annotation, cellular component: plasma membrane. The coding region runs from base 1 to 1449 and encodes 482 amino acids. NCBI's taxonomy places the organism in Eukaryota, Fungi, Ascomycota, Saccharomycetes, Phaffomycetales, Wickerhamomycetaceae. The record is from RefSeq and is a predicted model, not a curated record. Gene Ontology annotation, molecular function: ammonium channel activity. Gene Ontology annotation, biological process: ammonium transmembrane transport.
AUGGCCGAAGCUACAUCCUCUGCUGCCGCUUCAGUGUACGAGCAGCAAGUGAGUACCCUUGUCCCGGCGGACAUGGCGUAUGUGCUCUGUGCAACUGUUGGUAUCGUCGUUAUUACCCCAGGUAUCUCCCUUUUCUACGGUGGUUCUAUGCGUGGAAAAAAUCUUAUGACUUUGAUUGUUCAGUCAUAUCUGACAACUGGUAUUCUUACAGUUCAGUGGUUUCUCUUUGGUUUUUCUCUGGCAUGUUCUGAAACUUCAAGUUCUGCUAUCUAUGGUAAUUUCAGAUAUGGUGCUUUGGUAAACAUACAUGCUGGUCCUUUAUACGAAGGUGGAACAAUUCCAGCUAUAGAAACAUUCACCUUCACACUGUUCUUCGCGGUGUGUACAGUACAGAUUUUCCUCGGUGCUAUCUCUGAGAGAGGUAGAUUGCUUCCAUCCUUGGUGCUUGCGUUCCUUUGGACUACACUUUGUUACUGUCCAUUUGCUUACUGGGUCUGGGAUCCAAACGGAUGGUUAUACAACUUGGGUGAUUUGGACUUUGCAGGUGGUGGUCCAGUCCAUAUUGCUUCCGGUGUUGCAUCCUUGUGGUACUCUUGGUUCCUUGGUCCAAGAAAGGGCUGGAAGGAAAAGACUUUGGACUACAAGCCAUACUCUCCGGUGAUGACAUUCAUAGGUUCAUUGCUUAUUUAUUUCCCAUGGUUGUUCUUUAACUCUGGUACUUUGACUACAGUUACCACUCCAAGAACUGCCAUGAUUAUGGCUAACACUCAAAUUGCUGCUGGUUUUGCAAUGUCCACGUACUGUAUCAUGGACUACUUCUUCACAAAGAAGUGGUCGUUGACAAUGGCCGCAGAAGGUCUCAUUGUCGGUCUGGUGUUUGUCACUCCAGCUUGUGGUUAUUUGGAACCUUGGGCAUGUGCUGUAGGUGCAAUGUUCACCGCUAUUUGCUGUCGUUUGACCCACAACGUCAACCGCUGGAUCGGUAUCGACGACUCCUCACAGUCCUUUAACGUGCACGGUAUUGGCGGUAUCGUCGGUGGUAUCGUCGUUGGUGUCUUUGCUUCCCCUUACAUUGCCGGUCUUGAUGGCUACACAGUGAUUGAAGGUGGUUGGAUCUUCCAUCACUGGAAGCAGAUGGGUUACCAACUUGCUGCUAUCUGUGCUAUUGUUGGCUGGUCCAGUGUGGGAACAGUUGCCCUUUGUUACAUCAUAAACCACAUCCCAGGUUUGAAGAUGAGAGUCAGUGAAGAAGCUGAGGAAAUGGGUCUUGAUCUCUACGACCUGGCAGAGUGUGCUGACCCGUUGCUGGCUAUGGCGAUCGGCCCAGAACACCCAAAAGUGGAGUAUUUCAAUGGCGACGAGCUCAACUCCAGUGCUGACGGAAGCACAUCAGGUCAAUACGAGCUCAAUGACAUGGGUGAUGUCAAGCGUCCUCUUCCAGAGAAUUAG